Messenger RNA from Phoenix dactylifera (date palm), 787 nucleotides. RefSeq names its product organelle RRM domain-containing protein 2, mitochondrial. The record is from RefSeq and is a predicted model, not a curated record. Gene Ontology annotation, molecular function: RNA binding. NCBI's taxonomy places the organism in Eukaryota, Viridiplantae, Streptophyta, Magnoliopsida, Arecales, Arecaceae.
ACCAUACCGAAACCGGUGUAAAGCCGCCACCCCCUUACUAAUAUUUGAAGAAGGGCCUAUAGUCUAGGGUUUUAGCUCCUCUUCCUCCGCCUCCACUCUGCCAUGGCGUUGUCCUCCACGCUCGGACUUCGCCGCCUCCUGAGGGCGUCGCCUUCCUCUCUUCCUCAAUGGAAAUGGCCCUUCUCUCCCGUACGUCAAAGCUCCUCCUUUCCCUUGGACGACGCCACCGGUGGCGGCAACCUUCCUCCCCUCACCACCCCCAAGCUCUUCGUUAGCGGGCUUUCAAGGUUAACAACAGAUGAAAAACUUAGGGAAGCAUUUUCUGCUUAUGGCCAGCUUCUUGAAGCAAAGGUUGUGACUGAUAGGGUAUCAGGGAGGUCGAAGGGUUUUGGUUUUGUCAGGUUUGCAACAAUAGAAGAGGCUGACAAGGCACGACACGGGAUGAAUGCCAAAUUUCUGGAUGGAUGGGUUAUUUUUGUUGAUCCUGCUAAACCGAGAGAACCUAAACCACCACGGCCGCCUGAACCGGAGCCUUCAGAAACUGGUAUAAGGACUAAUAAAACAAUUGGAUGGUGUGGAUGAUUGCGUCUGCAUACACAAAUUGUAGUUUUUUUGAAGGGAGAGACUGGAAAACAAUUUUUGUUUAGGAAAUAGUGAAGCCAUUAUUAAGACACUGAUGGAUUGUUGGAGCAUUGAAAUUUCAGCUUCAGUUGACUGGGGCUGAUAAUUCUUAAAAAUCUCUUUACAUUUCUAAUUCAAAUUGAUUGCGUUGUAUUUGGUAGUGGAA